Molecule: messenger RNA, 2436 nt
Organism: Closterium sp. Naga37s-1
Lineage: Eukaryota; Viridiplantae; Streptophyta; Zygnematophyceae; Desmidiales; Closteriaceae
Source: the annotation of a GenBank genome assembly
AUGGGGUUGUUAGACGCUCUGGCAGACAUGGGGCUGAGUGGGGCUCAAAUAGCGGAUGUGGGGGAGGGGAGGGUAGCAGCGGAGGACACGGUGCAGCUGGUGAGCUGCGUGCUCGACCUCUCCAAGCUUGAAGCGCGCAAGAUGGGGCUUUGUUGUGGGCCGGUUGACCCGAGGGCGUGGCUGGAGGGCGUUGUUGGGGAGAACUACAGGAGGGCUCGCGAGAAGGGGAUAGAGCGUGAGUUUACGGGUGAAUGUGUGAGUGGAGGGCGAAGGGCAACAACGGAGGGCCAUAUGCUGCUCCGAGUGGCCGUGUGCCCCGCCUCCACCCCUCUAGAGGACGCCCUUUACCACAUCAGUCAGUUCUCUCCGUCCCCUCUAGUUCUCCCUCCCUUGUUUGUGCUUCCUCCUCUCUUGGGUCCUCUCAACCCUACUCCCUCUCCUAAGGCACCUCUAAGCCACGUGCUGCUGCGCGUGGCUGUGUGCCAUGCCUCCACCCCUCUAGAUCCUCCCCUUUCCCCCAAGGCGCGUCAAAUCCACGUGCUACUGCGAGUGGUUGUGUGCCCUGCCUCCACACCUCUAGAGGACGCCCUCCUCCAUAUCAUUCAGUGCUCUCCCUCCCUCACUCCUCUCUCCCUUCCCCACAUGCACGACGCGUCAGAUGCGCCCAUCCAGCCGUCCCCUCCUCCAAGCCCCUCUUUCUUCACCCGAGCCACGUGCUUUGCCACCAGCCUCACAACACGCUUCACUCAGAAUCUCUUAAAACCCUGGACUAAACCAGAUGCAGCAGCACAGAGUGCAGCAUUUGAAGGGCAAGCAGCAGGCGAAAUGCUGGGGGAGGAGGAGCGGGUGAGGGAGGGUCGUGGAGGGGAGGGGGGAAGUGAGGGGUCUCAGGAUGGUAGUGGAUGGAGAGAGGGUGGGGAGGAGGAGGGUGUGCAGGUGGCGUGUGGGGAUUCUCAAGAGCCUCUUGCAGCAGGGGAAGGGGAGGCCAUACAGCUGGUGGUGGCGUGUGAGGAUACGGGGGACGGAAAGAGAGUGGAGGAGCAGGGAUGGGACUUGCUCUCACGCACCAACUGCACUCAUACUGCUUGUACUCUCGAACAAGAGGAAGCGAGGGGAGGGGUGGAGAGGGAGGAGAGGGAGGAAAGGGAGGAGGGGGGGGCAGAUGAGAUUGGCUCGCAGGAUAUGUGGGGCUGUGGAAUCGGCGCACACGUGCACUUAUUGUCACACCCAGCAGCAGGAGCCUCAGAAAGGAAUCCUCUGAGUCAUAGAGGAGAGGAACUGGGAAGCAGUGAUAGGGAUUCUGGAGGGGAAGUCUGUGGAGGAAAUUCUCUACUGCCUGAGCACUCUUUCAACACGAGUCAUGCGGGGGGGACGGUGGGGAGCAGUAGCAGGGAGUCUGGAGGUGGGGCUAGUGGGAGGAAGUUUUUAUCAUCUCCCUGCCUGUCUCUUACCACGAGUCAUGUUGGGGAGACGGUGGAGAGCAGUAACGGGGAGUUUGGAGGGUCGGUGAUGAGUUGGUUCGGUGGGAAGAGGAGAAGAGGGGGAGGUGAAUGGAGGGGCGGAAGGGAGGACGAGGAGGCGAGGGAGAGUCGGCCUUGGGUGAUGGUGGUGGAGGAGGAGGAGGUGUUGAGGCUGCAGAGUGAGGGAGGAGGGGAGGUAGCUUGUGAUGGUGCAUGGAGGAGGGGAGUAAGGGAGGUAGUUUUGGUGCCCACACUGGCAGGCAGCAGGGAGGCAGCAGCAUGGCAGGCAGGCGUGCAAGCGGUGAGAAUGAUGACAGGGAUGGCACGUGGUGCUCUGGCGGUGGGUGUGGUCAUUCUAACAGACUGCUGUGGUGAAGAGGCGGUGGGGGAUGGGGGUGAAGGGGAGGAGGAGGAAGAGGAAAAGGAGGAGAAUGGGGAGGAGAAGAGUGAGGAAGUGGAGGAAGGGGAGGAAAGAGAAGAGGAAGAGGAGGAGGAGGGAGAGGGGGAGGAGAGGAGCGAAGAGGAGAGGAAACAUUCGCAAGAGACAGAAGUGCAAAGAGCAAUUGCUGCCUCGUCCGCUCACAUUGCCUCAUCAACUGCGUCUGUUGCCUUCACGUGGGCCUCUGUUGCCAUCAGGUCGCUGCCGGGCAAGGGGUCGAGUGCGGUGCACCAGGGUGCGGGGGUGCUGCAGAGGGUGGGUGUGCAGGCAGGCAAGCGGUUGAGUGCUGUGCAGCAGGGUGGGGGGGUGCUAGGGGGGGUGCGCGUGCUGGUGGUGGACGAUGCGGCGGUGAAUCUGCUGGUGGCGCGCCACACUCUCACUCGCAGCGGCGCCACCAUCGCCACCGCAGGCAGCAGGGAGGAGGUGCUGCGGCGAGUCAAGCAGCAUGCCCUGAGUCUGGGGGGUUGUGCACAGCCCGCGGAUGGGCAUGUGGAUGUGGUGCUCAUGGACCUGCAGAUGCCCCUCAUGGAUGGGUGA